CUUUGCGAUGUUCAAUCGGAUUCUUUCUGAAGUGCAUUCCGCUGUCGUAUUUUUCCCACGAACGUUGAUGUUUUCGGGCAAAAGAUUUAACCACAUUCCCGUAAUGGAGCGAGAAAUCGUUGAUUUUUUGAGCCCCAAACCGAAUGAGGUUUUGCUGGAUAUGACUUUCGGGGCCGGUGGCCACACCCGUGCACUCCUGGAGACCACACCGAGUCUUAAAUGUUAUUGCUUGGAUCGAGACCAGGAAUUCCUAUCGCACUUUGAGCAACUAAAAAACACACUCGGCAGCACGACUCAGACGUUUGUAGCCCUCUUGGGCAAAUUCAGUGAUCUACCACGACUGUGUCAACAGCAUGGUCUGGGUGCCGGCACAGUUGAUAUGAUUGUCAUGGAUCUGGGGGUUAGUUCUAUGCAGCUGGACAACCCGGAGCGUGGCUUCGCUUUCAAAACCGAAUGCUCACUUGAUAUGCGAAUGGAUGGGCCCGCUCAGUCUAAUCAACACGAAUUUACGGAUAACCAGUCAGUUGUAACACCCUUUCGGUGCCUUGCUGCCAUGCCACGCGAAGGAAGCACGAGGGCUGGGAUGCUGCCAGGUUGCCCAAGCUUAGACAGGGGAAGUCGAGAGGCGGAGGUCGGACCCGAACCACAGACCUUCCGGUCAGUAAAUUCUCGCUCUACCCACCCGAGCCAUCUCGCUCCCGUACGAAUUUACAGACCAAGUACUGUGCACAUAUUCCACCUUAAGGAAAUUGGCCUUCUGUCCCUGACAAAUACAACUGUAUCGAAUGGGUCUACACCAACUGCGGCGGAUGUUCUAAACAACCUUAGUGCUGCUGAUUUGGCACAGAUUUUCCGCCUUUAUGGUGAGGAACGUUACUCACGACGAAUAGCCAAUGCGAUCACUGACCAUCGUCACACUCUUGGACCGAUACGAACUACGAAGCAGCUUGCAGACAUAGUCUGUUCAGUGGUGCCUUCACGGUCGACUAACGCACAACCUGGCUCAUCAACGCAUCCCGCUACUCGUGUAUUCCAAGCCCUUCGAAUUUUCGUCAACGACGAACUGAACGAAUUGUGUGUUGGUCUAGAGCUCGCCGAGAAAUUACUCAAACCUGCCACUCCCUGUCCCGGUGGACGUGCGGGUCGCCUGGCUGUGAUCUCGUUCCACUCGCUCGAGGAUCGAAUAGUGAAGUGGGCGUUCUCAGUUCCCACCACCAAGACCGACGUCGGAUUGGCCGUUGCGCUAGCCAAUCGUACAACUGCUAGCAUGACUGGUAUCCACAGGAGACAGGCUCUACUGCGUCAACUAGAUCCCGCAGCCUCGGAGUCGCUGUCUGUCAGGUCCCCCAGAUGGGCAUACACAACCGAACUGAGUAUGCCGACAGAGGAGGAAAUUUCGCGAAACCAACGAGCACGUUCAGCCAAACUUCGAGGAGCAGUGAAAGCAUGAGGCUGUGCGAUUUUCCGGACACCACCAAGAGUCUUUUGGAGAGCAUUUGGUUAACGAAGCGGGACAAAUUUGCGUCCAGCUCUCGAAACAUGCAUUUACGGAGACAGUGUACAUCCCCUUGCGAACCUGCGACAUGCAUUUACGGAGACAGUGUACAUACCCUUUGCGAAACUGCGUCCGAGACGUAUCGAUGACCUCUUUUGACUUUGUACACAAAACUGAGGUGGUCAUUACAAGCAUGCACACCAUUUGGGACUUCCUUCAUUUUUCCACAAAAAUUUAAGCAACCCACGUGAAAACCACGGUUACAUCAAAAAGCCUAUAUGGGGCAAAAAGUAGGUGGCUAUAUUUACAGUUGAUUUUAUCCAUAGAGUUAGUAUUCGUGAAUGAAAGACCUGAGCACUCGUAGGAGCCGUUUGUCUGAAAUGAACGAGCCUAAAUCGUCCCGAGUAAUCCAUGCAAAGUCAGUCACUCCGGGUAUGGAUAUGAUCUGUUCUCCAUGCCAUGUGCGAUCGACGAAGGCAUUGAAAAAGUACAUCUGGAAGGGGAUAACGGUAUGUGAUGGUUAGGUCAGUGGACAAUUAUGACACACUAAGUAUCCACCAUCUGUUAGAAUACGAAGUACGCACCCAAAUUUACUUUUGAGGAUGUUAAAUCGACGAAUUCGGGAGGCUGCAGGUUCACUGUGGUGCAAACGACACAGUUUGUCGGUAGUAUUUUUCUGAAGGUAACAAUAUUAGGGCGGGACGCCUAACAAAAAAAGUAGCAGGCACUAAUUCGUGAACUUGUAUGAGGGCUAUAUUAAGCCUAGGGACAUUUUUCAGCACCCGACAGAUCUUGUGUUAGGACAUCAAUCCGGUUGUGUUUAUGUGAUCCCAAAUGACCACAAGUCUAGAUGUGCACAGCACGGCCGCGUUGAAAAUGGUAUGUAAUGGAACCUAGUGACGUUUUUCUAGCAUUGUUCUAACCGGAGCCAGUGCUCCACAAGGUACUAAUCUUUCUAAACU
Molecule: messenger RNA, 2457 nt
Organism: Opisthorchis viverrini
Lineage: Eukaryota; Metazoa; Platyhelminthes; Trematoda; Opisthorchiida; Opisthorchiidae
Exons: 7
Coding region: 8-1450 (480 amino acids)
Biological process (GO): rRNA base methylation
Molecular function (GO): rRNA (cytosine-N4-)-methyltransferase activity
Source: RefSeq, a predicted model, not a curated record